AUCCAUUCCCCAUAAUCCAUGGCAACGGAAGGCAACCUGAACGCAGCAAACCCCGCCUCAUUAAAAGUAGGGCACUGCUCGUCGGAUGCGUGUUCUCGAGGUGGAAUGGGAGGGGUAUGCGCUGAGUAGGUUGACCUAGCGAAUGGGCGGCGCUUGCUGGAGGCUACAGAGGCGUUGGGGAAAUACUCAUAGGGCAGAGAAAAAGGUGAACAUUGGGUACGGGGAAUAUUUACUAGUGGUGAACACAGUGAGACGGCUAUAUAUCACUGCGCGAGAUAAUAAGAAGCAUAAGUGGGACGACAGGACACUACGGAUUCAGUCUUGCUGUGAGUCACCUCAAGCUGAGAAUAGAGAAAGAGAGAAAAGGGGACUCCCGUAUAGGUACACCCAGCCAGGCCGGGGAAGACGUGUCUGAAGACCCAUUGGACCCUGGCCAUGGAGCAUCAAUACCUACAAGCAGCCAAUCGAUAUCAAGUGCUUCAGAAUGAGGAUGACUCCUCAGAAGCACCAACUGUAGAACAGCCUUCAACCUCUACGCAACCAUCUCAGGCUGCCCAAAACACAUCAUCUGUAUCAGAUGUCUCUCCUCCACCCUACAGCAGCAUUGUUGCUGGAACAACUACAGAUGCAGAAACAAGUAGUGACUUCUAUCCUGUGCCACCCCCCUAUAGUGUUGCAACUACACUUCCAACUUAUGAUGAAGCAGAGAAGGCAAAGGCAGCAGCAAUGGCUGCAGUAGCUGCUGAAGCACAAAGACACGGGCAAAUUAGAGAUUCUAGAAGUCUGUUUGAUGAAAUAUUCCUCAGCCCUACAGAGGAAGAGGAAUAUCCACCAAGGGAUGACUUCAGUGAUGCUGAUCAGCUAAGAGUGGGGAAUGAUGGGAUCUUCAUGCUGGCAUUUUUUAUGGCAUUCAUAUUUAACUGGAUUGGAUUUUGCUUAUCCUUCUGUAUAACCAAUACAAUUGCUGGACGUUAUGGAGCUAUCUGUGGGUUUGGGCUCUCUCUAAUCAAAUGGAUUCUGAUUGUCAGAUUUUCUGACUAUUUCACUGGAUACUUCAAUGGACAAUAUUGGCUUUGGUGGAUAUUCCUUGUUCUAGGUUUGUUACUAUUCUUCAGAGGUUUUGUCAAUUACCUCAAAGUGCGAAACAUGUCUGAAAGUAUGGCUGCUGCACAUAGAACACGAUUUUUCUUCUUAUAUUAGAGAUAGAGCCAACCAGACUUUCCCUUACCAAUGCGAUCCAACUAGUCUACUGUUCUGUUGAUUAUUGAUUAGAACACUAAUAUGAUGAUGAUGGUGCAGUACAGACGUUAAUGCUUUUCUGGCAGCUCAAUCAAUUGUUGUCUGUUUAAUAUUGUCCUUAUGUUGCACAUAUUGUAUGUGCUUGAUUUGCCUAGAGAAAAGCUUAAUUACUUACAAAUUUAAUUUGAAGGCUAAAAAUGGGACCUAUACCAGCAUGUAAGGGUUUUCCUUUUUACAACAAAGCAAAUAGUGAGCAAAGGUGUAACCAUUUUUUCUAAUUUACCUUGUUAUAUCCUUAUUGAAUUGCAUUACUGAUGCUGAAACAAAACGUGUAUGUUGCCAGUAUCGAAUAUACAGAAAUUAAACUUUAAAGUUUUGCCAAAAGAGUAACCGAUGUUCUUAAAUGAAAAAUGUCUUAAAUAUUGAAUUGACCAAGUCCUAGUGUUCUAGUAUCUGCUUAAAUUAAACUUAAUCCAAAAUAUGAAUAUAUAUUUUUUCUUAAAUAGCCUUAAUUUCUAAAUUUGGAUAGAACAAAUGUUUUUCAUCUUUCAAAGCUUUUAUUCUGAUCAAAUUGUGCCAUGCAAUUUAUUGUCCUCUGCAUAUGACAGCACGUCUUAUUUAACAGCAGUAUCUUUUACUUGCAGACAACUGAACAAAUAUACUGUAUUGCUUGUAAAUAUGAAUAGACCCAUCUCAGUUUAUCAGAUCAUUGCAAUAGACUCCAAGUCUACUGAACCUUUGCCAACGUUUUUAUGUGCCUUUGCAAAAAUUCUACAAGGGCUCUUCUACAUCUGCCGAGAUUUCCCAUGUGGCUUUUGGAAAAAAUAAAAGGCCAAAAUGGCAGUUUGCAGUUAGCCUAUACUGGCAUUGUGUUGACAAACAUGAUCAUGCCAGGGCCAUUCUUUUAGAAAUUAAAUUGUGCAGAAGGAGAACACAUAUCAGCGUUGUGUUUUUAAAUAUUCAGUAGUAUACAGAUUAGGAAAAGAUUCUUCUGGAAAAAGAUUCUUUUGUUCAUGCUUGAAGGAAGAUUUGCAAUAUUUAUUUUACUUGUUUCUGUGUUUUUCUUUUCGGUGUUUUAAACAGUUUUUUUUUUUUACUGCCAUAUAUGUUAAUCUUUGUGUGUCGAUUUUGUUUUGCAAUCUUUAAUCCACUUAAUACUGGGGAAAACUCAUCUCGUUAUGGCCUGACUUCUAAACUGCAAUUGCAUGAUUUAAAGAUAAAAUGUACCUUUCAUUAA
Xenopus laevis (African clawed frog) is the source of this 2476-nucleotide messenger RNA. RefSeq names its product Nedd4 family interacting protein 2 L homeolog (gene ndfip2.L). Gene Ontology annotation, biological process: positive regulation of protein ubiquitination; vacuolar transport; metal ion transport. The transcript is spliced from 9 exons. NCBI's taxonomy places the organism in Eukaryota, Metazoa, Chordata, Amphibia, Anura, Pipidae. Bases 436 to 1200 code for a protein of 254 amino acids. Gene Ontology annotation, molecular function: WW domain binding. Gene Ontology annotation, cellular component: endoplasmic reticulum; Golgi apparatus; cytoplasm. The record is from RefSeq and is a predicted model, not a curated record.